ACUUGGCACUUGGACGGAUAAAUCCAAGAUACUCAAAGAACUCAAAAAGAAAAUUCCGGAUCAUCAGUACAGCGAGGAUAAGCGUAUUCCUUCAAAUACCUGUGAAGGAAAGGAGUUUAUGUUUAGGUCAGUUAUUUGAUUUAUUUAUUCACAUGAAUGUUAAUUUCUCCCUUUUUUGGAGAGUUUGUCUUGUAAAUAGACAGAAUUCAUACGCAGACUUCUUCUUUUCAAGAGGUCUGAACGUCAGAUUGUGUACAAAAUACAUUCUUAAAAAAAAAAGAGAAAAGGACAUUUUUAUUUUUUUACACACCGGUGCAUUAAGCAAAACCUCAGCGAACAAAAGGCAAAAAUAACAUACUGAGGAAACUUGCCAGUUCACCCAUGGCGACAGCAAGGACGGCGAACCCAGCACCCAUGAUGGGAUUGAACAAACCAGCAAACGGGCAGCUCCGAGGCCAGACGGGGCUCCUCGCCGCCGGCCAACAGCCCAACGCCCUCCAGAAAAUGACCAGCGCCCCUCACAGCAGUGGGGGCAUCAAGUUUGGUGAUGAUUGGAAGAAGUGCCUGGAGCUUCCUCCAAGAGACACCCGGAUGAGAACUUCGGAUGUGACAUCGACCAAGGGAAAUGAAUUUGAAGACUACUGCCUAAAGCGGGAGCUGCUUAUGGGUAUCUUUGAAAUGGGAUGGGAGAAACCGUCCCCUGUCCAGGAGGAAAGCAUCCCCAUCGCGCUGUCGGGCAGAGAUAUUUUGGCUCGGGCCAAGAAUGGCACAGGAAAGAGUGGAGCCUACCUCAUCCCCCUCCUGGAGAGGAUAGACCUGAAGAAGGAUCACAUCCAGGCCAUAGUCAUGGUGCCAACAAGGGAGUUGGCCCUGCAGAUGAGCCAGAUCAGCAUUCAGCUCAGCAAGCACCUCGGGGGUGUCAAGGUCAUGGCUACCACGGGCGGCACCAAUUUGAGGGAUGACAUCAUGCGUCUUGACGAGACAGUGCAUGUAGUGAUCGCUACACCAGGCAGGAUACUGGACCUCAUCAAGAAGGGUGUGGCUAAAAUGGAUAAAGCCCAAUUGAUUGUGAUGGACGAGGCAGAUAAGCUGCUCUCCCAGGACUUUGUGGUUCUGAUUGAAGAUAUAAUCAGCUUCAUGCCAAAGGAUCGUCAGAUUCUGCUUUACUCGGCCACUUUCCCCAUCAGUGUGCAGAAAUUCAUGAGCAAGCAUCUGAAGAAGCCGUAUGAGAUCAACCUGAUGGAGGAGCUGACCUUGAAGGGCAUCACUCAGUACUACGCCUACGUGACUGAGAGACAAAAGGUCCACUGUCUCAACACGCUGUUUUCGAGGCUUCAAAUCAAUCAGUCCAUCAUCUUUUGUAACUCGACCCAGAGGGUUGAACUUCUGGCCAAGAAAAUCACCCAGCUGGGUUAUUCGUGCUUCUACAUUCAUGCGAAGAUGAUGCAGGAAUACAGGAACCGUGUGUUCCAUGACUUCAGGAAUGGAUUGUGCAGAAACCUGGUCUGCACAGACCUGUUCACUCGGGGAAUUGACAUCCAGGCAGUAAAUGUGGUUAUCAACUUUGACUUCCCCAAAAAUGCAGAGACCUACCUGCACCGCAUUGGACGAUCAGGGCGUUUUGGUCAUCUGGGUCUGGCUAUCAACCUGAUAACUUCAGAAGAUCGCUACAACCUGAAGAACAUUGAGGAUCAACUGGUCACUGACAUUAAGCCCAUCCCCAGUAGCAUUGACAAGAGCCUGUAUGUGGCCGAGUUUCACUCUGUUGACCCAGAUGCAGAGGACCACGACGAAGCUGGCGCAAAAAGCAAGGAACUGGGAGCGAUCUGAAUAAAUGGAGAAUCCCGGCGACUGGCAUUCGUCACAUAGUUUUGACAACGCAUGACACAAGAUUCCAAGGAAGAAUUUCUGUUUCCCAGUUUUACACCAGAAUGGUCUAAUUUAGAUUUAAUUGUAUUUCCCGUGUUGAGUUUACAAUAAUCUCCAGCUGUCAUGUUGGUAAACUGGCAUCUUCAAUAAGUUCCCCCUUCUGCCAGAGAUGGUCCCUGUACUGAAGGCCAGCCUCUCCACAAUAGAUGCGCAUUGUCAUCCUUUGUGUUUUUUUGCUGUAAGAAUGAAAAUGUGAAACCAAAGGUAGACUUACGGAAUCGAGCGCAGCAAGAAACUCAUCCUUUUUUUUUUAAAUCUACACUCAGUGGUUACUUUAUUAGAUGCAGCUGAAUGAUGGCCUGAGAUUAAAAAGCUUCUGGAAACAUUCCCUCAGUUAGUAAUCAAGGGCCCAAAGUGUGCCAACAUGAUGCAGUUAACCCCCUCGGCGCUCUCCGUCUGCACACCUCCGCUCCUCUUCGCCAGGCGCCGUCCUGUCGACUCGAGCCGGGCCGGCCGUUGUUCCAUCGCAGCGCUUUAGCUGUAGCAGUCGCGGGUGCUUUGCUUUAUUUUUUGCCUGGGAAAUGGCUGAAUGUCGGCACCAACAAUCAUUCCAGUCAAAUUUUGGUCCCAAUAGUUUUCUGUUUAGUAGCUAUUUUUUGGUUUAUAUGAGCAGGUGCAAAUAAUGUGGCCACUGAGUAGUUAUUUUUGUAACUUUUACCAUCAUUCCACAUUUGUUAUAAAUUACCUUUUUUCUUUUGCAGCGGUGAAACUAGGCAGUUUGUGUACAUAUCCAUCCUAGUUUAAAAGGGAUCCACAUUUGGAAGAGUUGACAAAGGGUUACAAAAGUAAAUAGACGACUUCAGAAACCAAUAUGACCACUUUGCUCUUUGCCAUGGUUAAAAAGGGGGUUCAAUGUUGUCCCAGUAAAGCACCUGAAGCAGUGCUGCUGCUGGUGAAGUAGUUUCUUUUUUGUAGGUCUUGAAGUUGUCAGUAAUUGACAUGACUGGUUUGCGAUGGGUCUCGGUUUACAUGUUACAGGCCAGCGUGUUCCGGCUCGUCGGCGUAGAUUCUGACCCGCUCCCCCUCCCAAAGUGCCUUUUAGUGUAACGUCAAACCUCUUCCUUUGCCCCGACUCCAGUCCCAACUUCAUUGUAGGUAGAAUGGCACCUAAUCAAUUCCCCAUCAGUUUGUUUUGAAAGAAGCACAUUUAAAAUUCACAGGAUAUUGGUUUUCAUUAUUUAUGAAACCACAUGACCAGUCAGAAUAUCUUACAGCCUUGGACUUCUUGACUUAAGCACAAUAUAACAGAUCAUUUAUUUUUAAAUUCUAAAUAAUACUGUGAAAUUUCCAGCUACUUUUAUUUUUUUUUCCCCACCGUGUUGUAUUUUGUUUCCCCAAUUUCGUCCGGCUCAGUACAGGCUUCAUUCAUACAAAACCAUUUCCGCAGUUGGUGGGUUCAGACUAUUUUGGUGCAUUACUCUGUAUCCUUAACGAGUACCUUUAACUGAUGACCAGAUGCUUCAACUGCAAAGACCGACAGGCCACAAUUUUCUGUAAAAUGUGUCAAUGCCAGCGCCUGAAAUGCAUUAAACUCCAACUGAUUUGA
Gasterosteus aculeatus aculeatus (three-spined stickleback) is the source of this 3475-nucleotide messenger RNA. It is a transcript of the gene ddx61, whose product is annotated as DEAD (Asp-Glu-Ala-Asp) box helicase 61. Lineage: Eukaryota; Metazoa; Chordata; Actinopteri; Perciformes; Gasterosteidae. The record is from RefSeq and is a predicted model, not a curated record. Gene Ontology annotation, molecular function: nucleic acid binding; ATP binding; RNA helicase activity.